Messenger RNA from Brassica napus (rape), 2114 nucleotides. RefSeq names its product putative nuclease HARBI1. The transcript is spliced from 2 exons. Lineage: Eukaryota; Viridiplantae; Streptophyta; Magnoliopsida; Brassicales; Brassicaceae. The record is from RefSeq and is a predicted model, not a curated record. Bases 747 to 2063 code for a protein of 438 amino acids.
UUGAUUGUGUUCCUUCAUCGUUAAUCUGAAGAAGUAGAAUCAAGUUUGAAUAUUUCAAUUAUGCUUGUCUUUCAUUGUGUUUCGUCAUCGGUAUUUAAGAAGUUGAAUCCUUUGAUUUGUGUUGUUUUUUUCUGUGUUUUUGUCUUGAGAUGUCUGAGGAGAAUGAGAUGGAUAGAAGAAGAAGAAGCAUGAUCCAGGUUCGUCGGACAAAACCCCCGCGAUUCCUCAUACAGGUCACGGGUGAGACCAUGUGAGAUGACAGCGUAGAAGACAGAGGUCACGGGUGGGAGACAGAGGUCACGGGUGAGAGACAGAGUUUGUCUUCUUGUUUGUAAAGUAAACUGAGAUGUCUGUAAAGGUCUGUAGAGGUCUGUAGAGGUCACAAGAGUUUGUAUUUUUGUUUCACGGUUUUGAUGUCUGUAGAGGUCACGACUGUGUAAAGAACACUUAUAAAUUGCAGUAUGCAAACUCUCAUUCUCAACAUUCUCAUUCAAGGGUUUUAACCAACAAUCUCAUCCCGCUUCAUUCAACCUUCCAUCUCUUCUAGUAAACCUAUCGUCCUUCUCCUCUAAACCCAACACAACCCAAUCUUGUAACCCAAGCUUCCAUCUCUUGUAAACCCAAUCUUUUAUCUCUCUCUAAACCCAACCCAACCCAAGCUUGUAAACCCAAUAUUUUAUCUCUCUCUAAACCCAACCCAACACAAUCGUUUCUUUCACAAAACCAAAUACAUAUAUAAUCAUUUCAUGGCCUCUUCUUCUCAAAACCCAUUCGACGAGUCAAUUGAUGAAGCUUUCGAUCAAUAUUUUGAUCAAUAUUUUGAUCAAACAUAUCAUAAUCUGUUAAAUGCUCAAAGUGAUCAAGCAGAUGAAAGAAGGACAAGAAAAAAACGAGUUUUUAUCGAACGAAACCGUGAAGAAGGCCAUCUCCGGUUAUGGAACGACUAUUUCAGUGACACUCCCACAUAUCCUGAAAAUCUAUUCAGACGACGAUUUAGAAUGAAGAAGCCAUUGUUCAUUCGUAUUGUAGAUCGCCUCUCCAAUGAAGUUCAAUUCUUUCGUCAAAAGCAAGACGUUACCGGAAGACUUGGUCUCUCUGCACUUCAAAAAUGUACAACAGCUAUUCGGGUGUUGGCAUAUGGUUCUGCGCUUGAUGCGGUCGACGAAUACCUCCGGCUCGGUACAACCACUGCUCGGUUAUGUGUGGAAAAUUUUGUGGAAGCAAUAAUAGAUUUGUUCGGCGAUGAGUACCUACGAAGACCAACACCGGCUGAUCUUCAACGUCUACUUCAUAUUGGAGAGCUUCGUGGAUUUCCUGGGAUGGUAGGAAGCAUCGAUUGUAUGCAUUGGGAGUGGAAGAAUUGUCCCACCGCUUGGAAAGGCCAAUAUUCUCGUGGUUCGGGAAAACCCACCAUCGUUUUAGAGGCGGUUGCAUCAUAUGAUCUCUGGAUUUGGCAUGCGUUUUUUGGACCUCCAGGUACCUUAAAUGAUAUUAAUGUUCUUGAUCGCUCACCUGUUUUUGAUGACAUAAUAUAUGGUCGAGCCCCGCAAGUGAAUUUCUCGGUCAACGGAACAGAGUACCAUUUGGCGUACUAUCUCACCGAUGGUAUUUAUCCAAAAUGGGCAACUUUUAUCCAAUCUAUUCCAAUUCCCCAAGGGCCGAAAGCAGUUUUAUUUGCGCAACGUCAAGAAGCUGUCCGAAAAGAUGUCGAGCGUGCUUUCGGAGUUUUGCAAGCUCGAUUUGCCAUUGUCAAAAAUCCUGCCCUUUCUUGGGAUAAAGUCAAGAUUGGAAAGAUUAUGAGAGCAUGUAUCAUACUUCAUAAUAUGAUAGUAGAAAACGAAAGAGAUGAAUACUCUCAAUAUGAUGUUUCGGAUUUCCAACAAGGAGAAGGCAGCAGAAGUUCACACGUCGAUCUCAACUAUUCCACAGAUAUCCCAACAAAUAUCGCCAAUCAGAUGGGUGUUCGAACAAGAAUUCGUGAUAGACAAACACAUCAACAACUGAAAGGUGAUUUGGUUGAACAUAUAUGGCGUAAAUUUGGACGUGAUCAAGACAACAACUGAGCUUCUAUGUUUCUUUCAAAUUAUUAUCGUUUAUUUUCCUACUAUUUGUUC